AUGGAGUACGAUGUUUCAGAUUGCAAACAAAUUCUAUUGCCCUUUUCUUUCAUGGGUCACUUCACAUUAUAUGUACUUAACAUGGACACUAGAAGCAUCUAUAUAAUGGACUCCAUGCCUAUACCAUCAUGGUUUAAGGGUGAUCAUCCUAGCAUGCAUUAUAUCCAUAAUAUACAUUAUAUUGCCAAUAAUAUGAAUGCUGCCAUGGAAUUGGUCAAUCCUACAUGGAAAGACGAUAUUUAUAUGUGGCGUCGUAUAGUACCAACAUGGGUUCCAAGAACAUUAAACUGGGAUUUAUCUGGCUUUCUUGUUAUCAACUUUAUGCACGAUUGGAAUGGUAUAAGGUUACCCUGCAUUUGCACUAAUGGGAAUGACCUGAGGACCAAAUUCUUAGUAGAAUUAUUGAAGUACAAGGACAAUGAAUCCAAAGACAACAUUCCAGAAGAAAUACAAGAAAUUAUUAGGCACAUUAGAUAG
Molecule: messenger RNA, 477 nt
Organism: Zea mays
Lineage: Eukaryota; Viridiplantae; Streptophyta; Magnoliopsida; Poales; Poaceae
Exons: 4
Coding region: 1-477 (158 amino acids)
Source: RefSeq, a predicted model, not a curated record